UACGGGAAAUUUUUGCAUUCCCAUUUCCCAUUUUCUUAGUUGCGACUUACAAGAAUUAACAUUAAAUUAAUAUCCAAGAUAUGAAAAUGCUUCUUAAGAAUUUAUCCCCCCUGCUCCGUUACUCGCAAGGUCUGAAAUUGACAUCUAGAAACUUAUCGGUAUCGUGUGUGCGAAAUGAUAUUGUUAAAAUUCAAAGCACAGAAGAUUUUAAAGAUAAAGUUAUCAAUAGCAAAGUUCCAGUAGUUGUCGACUUUUUCGCAACAUGGUGCAAUCCAUGCAGAUUGUUAACCCCCCGUCUUGAGGCUAUAAUUUCCGAAAAUAAGGGCAAAGUUGUGUUAGCUAAAGUUGACAUUGACGAGCAAACUGACUUGGCUUUGGAUUACGAAGUCAAUUCUGUGCCAGUUCUCGUAGCCAUAAAAAAUGGCAAAGUCCAACAGCGACUGGUGGGCCUCCAGGAUGCUGACAAACUCAGGAAGUGGAUUGACCAGUUUGCAUCUGAAGAAUCUGAAGUGAAAGUCAAAGCCUAAAGUGUCAAAUAUUACUAUUGUUAAAAAUGCACAUUACCACUGCUAUGAGGAGUAGUUAAUAAAAUAAUAGUUUAAAAUUAAA
Molecule: messenger RNA, 609 nt
Organism: Aricia agestis (brown argus)
Lineage: Eukaryota; Metazoa; Arthropoda; Insecta; Lepidoptera; Lycaenidae
Product: thioredoxin, mitochondrial-like
Exons: 2
Coding region: 81-527 (148 amino acids)
Cellular component (GO): cytoplasm
Molecular function (GO): protein-disulfide reductase activity
Source: RefSeq, a predicted model, not a curated record